This is a messenger RNA of Colias croceus (clouded yellow), 1230 nucleotides long. Its product is annotated as carboxypeptidase B-like. Lineage: Eukaryota; Metazoa; Arthropoda; Insecta; Lepidoptera; Pieridae. The coding region runs from base 1 to 1230 and encodes 409 amino acids. The transcript is spliced from 5 exons. Gene Ontology annotation, biological process: proteolysis. Gene Ontology annotation, molecular function: metallocarboxypeptidase activity; zinc ion binding. The record is from RefSeq and is a predicted model, not a curated record.
AUGUUUUAUAUUAUUUGCAUUGUUUUGAAUCUCGUGUUGUGUGUUUAUGGAAGUAAUGAACUUUAUAAAGGGUACCAAGUAUACAAUAUCCACAUCAAAACAGAAGAGCAGCAGGAUAACUUUCAUAUGCUAAAAAGUGACAUGAUAGAUUUCUGGAGGAAGCCAUCUUUCAAACUUAAUAUCACUGGCCAGGCGAUGGUUCCUCCUUCACACUUCACAUGGUUUGAGGAUCAGCUGGAGGCCCUGGGUGUGGAGAAACAAGUGAUCAUAGAGGAUGUAUAUGAAUAUCUUUCUCAAUCAGAAGUAACCCAGAGAAAUACAAAAAAUACAGAGUUCAAUUAUGAAGGUUUUUACCGGUACGAUAAGAUUUUAGAUCACAUGCAAACAAUCGAGAACACUUACGAAAGCUCAACAGAAAUAGAUGCGAAGUUAGUAAUUGGUGGUCAAACUGAUGAAGGCAGACCCCUCGUCUACUUGAGAAUAACAAAUUAUUCAAAUACUUCAAAACCAGUUAUUAUUAUCGAAGGUGGGAUAAUACCAAGGGAAUGGAUAACUGUCCCAGCAGUUCUUAAUAUGGUUGAUAAAGUGAUUGAAGAUAGGAACUUUUUGGAUAAUUUUGUCUGGAUUUUUGUACCCGUGGUGAAUCCUGAUGGUUAUGAAUAUACGCAUACUAAUCUCCGUUUCUGGACAAAAUCACGAAGCUUAAGAAGCGACCUUGGCCAAAUUUGUCCCGGGGUGAACAUCAACCGAAACUUUGACAUUGACUGGUCAAUAUCCGACUCUAGCAGCAGCCCUUGCAGUCACUUAUACGCUGGUAUUGCACCAUUUUCUGAACCAGAGAGCAGAUUCAUACGUUCCUUACUCGAAGAAUACGGCCGUAACAUACAAUUGUAUAUUUCCUUACAAAAUACAGGAGGUUUCAUAUCCUACCCUUGGCAGUAUGAGAAAGCAGCAAGCGGCAUGUUUAGACAGCACUACUUCCUAGCAAAUGAUAUGGUUGAAGCAAUUGGAGAAGAUUAUAAAGCAGAUGUUGGUUCUUUAGCGUAUGGAGACAGACAAUCUGGUACUAGUUCAGAUUAUUUCAGUAUUAACGAGAUUUUGUACGCGUUUAACAUUGAUAUUGCGCCUAGAGGUGAUAAUGGUGUUGUAUUUGCUGUGAGUGAAAUUAGAGAUGUUAUUGAUAAGGUCUGGCGGGCUGUUGAAGUUGCAGUUGAUAGUUUUAUUCAAUAA